AUCACCAAAUUAAGGAAUAUAAUUAAUAAUGCAAUAUAUAGAUGAGUAUGAAUAUGCGUAGAGAGUCCAUGGCCAUUCCAAUUUUUGUUCUUAUGCUAAUCCUCAUCCUGCCAAAGUCUCUAGCAAAGAAUGGGACCUCUGUCCCAAAUUCUGAUGUUAAUCUGUUGGAAUUUCCUUUAAAUCUUGAGUUUUUGGAAGCUGAAUUCUUCUUGUAUGGAGCAUUAGGUUAUGGUUUGGACAGAGUUGCUCCACAACUGACCAAAGGGGGUCCACCUCCAAUUGGUGCAAGAAAGGCCAAUUUAGAUAAUCUUACUGGGGAUGUCAUCUUGCAAUUUGCAUUGCAAGAAGUAGGACACUUGAGGGCCAUUCAAAAUACAGUGAAAGGGUUUCCAAGGCCGCUAUUGAACUUAAGUUCAUCAUCAUUUGCAAGAGUAAUAGAAAGUGCAUUUGGGCGAAAGCUAAGACCACCUUUCAACCCUUACAAAAAUAGCCUUAACUUUCUCAUAGCAUCAUAUGUGAUUCCCUAUGUUGGACUCACUGGUUACGUUGGAACAAACCCAAACCUCAGUGGAACUAUUUCCAAGAGUCUUGUAGCAGGUCUUUUGGGUGUGGAAUCAGGCCAAGAUGCUGUAAUUAGAGCAUUGUUAUAUAAACAUAGGCAGACGAUUGUAAAGCCAUAUAAUAUAACUGUGGCAAAGUUCACAAACCAAAUUUCUAAGCUAAGGAAUAGGCUGGGACGAGCAGGUGUGAAAGAUGAAGGGCUUGUGGUACCAAAAACUCUAGGUGCCGAGGGAAGAGUUUCUGGAAAUGUGCUCUCUGCAAACCAGGACUCACUUUCGUAUGGAAGGACACCAAUGGAGAUUCUUAGAAUUGUUUAUGGAAGUGGUAAUGAGCAUGUGCCUGGGGGUUUCUAUCCCAAGGGUGCUAAUGGUCGUAUUGCUAAGUCUUAUCUGGCUCGUGCCUAAGAUUUUUAUUUCAUAUAUGUUCCAGGGAUGGACAGUAGAAUACUUGCUCCCUAAAAAAUUAUGUAUCUAAUCAUUUUCUCUCUAGAAGCCCCAAAGUCUAGUUUCUUGCCGCCUUUUAGGCACUUUAAACCCUCUCUUAGCCGUUAGCUAGAGCUUCUCCAUUGUAUCUCGUCACUUUGGUGUUGCUCUAGUCUGGUUUGGUUGGCCACGGGAUGAUGGCGUGUGGCAAGGUGUGGACAGAGGUUUGUCAUUACUUGGCGUUGGUGAUGCUGGCUGGUUUGGUAGCAUCUCUCUUGGUGAUGUUUUGCCAUUGGAUCUCACUUGAUGUUGUCCCAUGGAUAUUAAAUAAUGUGUUUUUGUUAUGUUUUUCUAUAGUUUUAGUCUUGUUUUAGGUUUUUGUUUAAGUGGGUUUUUCGUAAAUUUAAUUAUGUAGAACAAUUAAAUGGAAAAAAAGAAAAUAAAGAGAUUUUUAUGUUGUUCAGUAAUUAAAA
Molecule: messenger RNA, 1456 nt
Organism: Humulus lupulus (European hop)
Lineage: Eukaryota; Viridiplantae; Streptophyta; Magnoliopsida; Rosales; Cannabaceae
Product: ferritin-like catalase Nec2
Exons: 3
Coding region: 42-965 (307 amino acids)
Source: RefSeq, a predicted model, not a curated record